CUUUUAUUGUGCAACAAGUUUUUAUCAGUGUUAACAAAUAUUUAAUAUUCAAAAUUACUGUAUAUUUCAAAAAAUAUAUCACAACAAUUCCAAUAAACAAUGCCAUAUUAACUUAGUAAAAUUUCAUUUUAAUCAACAUCAACGCUAAUUAAAAAUAUGCUUGCGAUAAAUUGUGAUUGCAUUGUAAAUUUUACAUAAUUUAGUGAUAUAAAAAAUUAAGAAUCAAUCCACACAAAUAAAAAGGAGUACAAUCAAUUUCUAUGCAAGCCAAAAAUUAAUAUAUACUGAAAAUAAACUUUUGUGCACUUAGGAUAAAAGUAAAAAAAAGUAAAACACAAAACAAAAAUAUAGACUGGUCACAUUAGUUUAAUGUAGGAACUCCAAAAUUAAACCUUCUAAGCUUUCACAUUCUGUAUUUUUGGCUUCCCUUGGUUUCAUCAAUACCUCUUUGAAUCUCCUAUAUUUGUUCUCUUAACUAUCUCAUGUUUCAUCUCACCUCCACGAUUCCAUUUAUGACAUAAUGACUUUGUAUCACAUCUCUCUCUUCCCCCUCUAACAAGUUCUUCCAAUUUUGUACUUUUCUGACCAAUUUUGCAAAUCAUAUUCGUGAAUAUUUUGUGAAUGUAAAUAAAAUAUUGUUUCUUAUUUACUCGAGCUUUGUCUUCGUACAACUUUUUCUCUUUUUUACUUUUUGUGACUAAAUUUCUUAGCUUUCUUUAUUAUUAUAGAUAUUUUCUCACUGCUUAUUCCCGAGGCGAACUUGAUCUCAUUCUCUUCCUUCUCUUUCUUGCAAAUCCACCUCCGUCUUAAUAUCCUCCAUCUUUUCUCUGCCACGGUGUGUAUACCUGGCCAAUUGAUAUAUCAUGGAUUUUACCCAUUUUUAGCUAUGGUAUAUAGAUGUUUUAGGAACUUUUUAUUAUGUUUUUGAGUCUUUUUAGCACAUUUACAGGUUCAGGAGUGUUAUGGAGGAAAAUGAUGAUUUGGGUGCAUUUUAGAGAUAAAAGGAGAGGAAGCUCGUAGUUGACCAUCGAACUUGUGUGAAAGUCGACGAUCAGAGAUAAACAUUGAUCCACGCACAUCCUUUGCCGUCGAUCGAUAUCAAAGCGCGCAAAACCCAGCUAGGUUUCCAGCCGGCCUAAAUCCCAAGUCAUGACAUAUUUACAUAAAUAGCCCUGGCCGACUUUUAACCUAAUAUUUAUGUGCUCUGCCAUUGUUCUUGGCAAUAUACGCUUUCUUAUUUUCUACUUUACACAGCAAACAAAACUUAUGGAUCAAAUCAAUAGACACUGAGAUUACACAAUAGAUUUGUAGUUUUUGAAGUAAAGCUAAACGAUUAUUGUUGGGGUCAAAAUCGAUCACGAUGGAAUCAAUGCACGAGGAAUCCCGAAAAGUAUCUCUUGUAACAAGAAGUUUCGUAUAAGUCCUCAAAAAGAAAUGACAAGUUCUAAGAACGGAAAAAUCCAAUCUCUUCGUAGCCUUGGGGAAACAAACUACGAAGCAUGGAGAAUGCCUUACCAGCGUCUUAACGUCCAUCAAAGAAAGCCAAGGUACAUCCCGUCCCAGCGUCCUCUCCCGUCCCGUCCCGAUGCAUCUGGAUGCUCCAAGCGUCCUGGCCGUCCUCAUCGCCGUAACCUAACCGUUUCCAGCCCACUACUCAUUAGAGAAAUCCAAAAUCACCACCAAUUAUCUCAUUUAAGAGCUUAAGGUGCAGUCUCAUCGAUGGGGUAUUGACCUCAGAAUACCUGAACACUUAAACAUUCAGGUUUCUAAUCAAAGUUGAAAGCUUUAGAUUUUUUCCGCAUUUAAAAAGGUAUGUAAAGGGGUUAUAAACCCUUCUUGACCGAAAAAACCAGAUCGCUGUAGUGGUCAAAACAAGAAAAACCAGAAAAAAAAAAGUGUGGUGAACGCAUCUGUUACUAUGCAAAAGAAGUGAAAAGAGUAACUAAAAAAAUAGUCAAAGAAAUCGCAUUCAAAGUCAUUUUCUUCAUGAUUUGAUUCUACAGGUUUUUGCAUAUAUUAGAGGAAAGAAUUAAAAAUAUUUUUCUAAUUUAAAAUAAUAUAUUUUCUAAAAAAAUUGUCAAUUCAGGAUUUCAAAAUAAAACCAUAAUUUUGUGAGUUUAGACAUAAAAUUUUAAUGAAAUACUAUGAAAUCAUAUAAAAUACAACUAUAAUCAUUAUAAAUGAUAUAUUUUAUAUUGUUAUAAGAAAAACUGGAUAGAUAACUAACAUAAGAAAGUACAGAUAAGUUUAACAUAACUGAUUCGGUUUAUAUACGUUAAAACAGAGAAACAACAAAAAAAAAAUAAAACAAACUGUUAAAAUAGUCAUCAUUAACUUUCUAUAUAAAUUACCAAGAGAUUACCAAAAAAUCAUCAUUUCACGAUCAAAAUUAGACUAAACUAUAUUAGAAUUUCAUAUUUGUUCUAAUAAUAUACAUUAUGACGACUCAAACUAUUAAAAAAUCAUACAUUAUUUUCAUGAUUGUAGCUAUAUAUACAGUGAUGUUUUCGGCACAAAAUUGUCUUUCAACCAAUGUUGAAAAAUGUGUCAAACACUGCAUCCCAAAUCAGUGCAUGAAAGUAGCCAAAAAAGCAGAUAUGUCUAUUUGUGAAGAAGCUUGCAAAAAGUUUUGCAACAAACAUGUAACAAGUCAUGAAGAAUAUGCUGUUCCUAUAACCGAUGGUGGUUUCUUUUGCACCCAUAUUUGGAAUUGUCUUUCGUAACUAUUUUCAAAUUUAAAAGUUACAAUUGUAUUCUUUGUUUUAGCAUGUUAAAUAUAUAUAUAUAUAUAUAUAUGUACAAUCGAUAUUUCUGUUUGUUUUAUCUGACGCAUAUUAUAUAUAUAUAUAUAUACUUUUAUUGUGCAACAAGUUUUUAUCAGUGUUAACAAAUAUUUAAUAUUCAAAAUUACUGUAUAUUUCAAAAAAUAUAUCACAACAAUUCCAAUUAACAAUGCCAUAUUAACUUAGUAAAAUUUCAUUUUAAUCAACAUCAACGCUAAUUAAAAAUAUGCUAGCGAUAAAUGGUGAUUGCAUUGUAAAUUUUACAUAAUUUAGUGAUAUAAAAAAUUAAGAAUCAAUCCACCCAAAUAAAAAUGAGUACAAUCAAUUUCAAUGCAAGCCAAAAAUUAAUAUAUAGUGAAAAUAAACUUUUGUGCACUUAGGAUAAAAGUAAAAAAAGUAAAACACAAAACAAAAAUAUAGACUGGUCACAUUAGUUUAAUGUAGGAACUCCAAAAUUAAAUCUUCUAAGCUUUCACAUUCUGUAUUUUUGGCUUCCCUUGGUUUCAUCUAUACCUCUUUGAAUCUCCUAUAUUUGUUCUCUUAACUAUCUCAAGUUUCAUCUCACCUCCACGAUUCCAUUUAUGACAUAAUGACUUUGUAUCACAUCUCUCUCUUCCCCCUCUAACAAGUUCUUCCAAUUUUGUACUUUUCUGACCAAUUUUGCUAAUCAUAUUCGUGAAUAUUUUGUGAAUGUAAAUAAAAUUUUGUUUCUUGUUUACUUGAGCUUUGUCUUCGUACAACUUUUUCUCUUUUUUACUUUUUGUGACUAAAUUUCUUAGCUUUCUUUAUUAUUAUAGAUAUUUUCUCACUGCUUAUUCCUGAGGCGAACUUGAUCUCAUUCUCUUCCUUCUCUCUCUUGCAAAUCCACCUCCGUCUUAAUAUCCUCCAUCUUUUCUCUGCCACGGUGUGUAUACCUGGCCAAUUGAUAUAUCAUGGAUUUUACCCAUUCUUAGCUAUGGUAUAUAGAUGUUUUAGGAACUAUUUAUUAUGUUUUUGAGUCUUUUUAGCACAUUUACAGGUUCAGGAGUGUUAUGGAGGAAAAUGAUGAUUUGGGUGCAUUUUAGAGAUAAAAGGAGAGGAAGCUCGUAGUUGACCAUCGAACUUGUGUGAAAGUCGACGAUCAGAGAUAAACAUUGAUCCACGCACAUCCUUUGCCGUCGAUCGAUAUCAAAGCGCGCAAAACCCAGCUAGGUUUCCAGCCGGCCUAAAUCCCAAGUCAUGACAUAUUUACAUAAAUAGCCCUGGCCGACUUUUAACCUAAUAUUUAUGUGCUCUGCCAUUGUUCUUGGCAAUACACGCUUUCUUAUUUUCUACUUUACACAGCAAACAAAACUUAUGGAUCAAAUCAAUAGACACUGAGAUUACACAAUAGAUUUGUAGUUUUUGAAGUAAAGCUAGACGAUUAUUGUUGGGGUCAAAAUCGAUCACGAUGGAAUCAAUGCACGAGGAAUCCCGAAAAGUAUCUCUUGUAACAAGAAGUUUCGUAUAAGUCCUCAAAAAUAAAUGACAAGUUCUAAGAACGGAAAAAUCCAAUCUCUUCGUAGCCUUGGGGAAAUAAACUACAAAGCAUGGAGAAUGCCUUACCAGCGUCUUAACGUCCAUCAAAGAAAGCCAAGGUACAUCCCGUCCCAGCGUCCUCUCCCGUCCCGUCCCGAUGCAUCUGGAUGCUCCAAGCGUCCUGGCCGUCCUCAUCGCCCUAACCUAACCGUUUCCAGCCCACUACUCAUUAGAGAAAUCCAAAAUCACCACCAAUUAUCUCAUUUAAGAGCUUAAGGUGCAGUCUCAUCGAUGGGGUAUUGACCUCAGAAUACCUGAACACUUAAACAUUCCGGUUUCUAAUCAAAGUUGAAAGCUUUAGAUUCUUUCCGCAUUAAAAAAGGUAUGUAAAGGGGUUAUAAACCCUUCUUGACCGAAAAACCAGAUCGCUGUAGUGAUCAAAAAAAGAAAAACCAGAAAAAAAAAGAAAGUGUGGUGAACGCAUCUAUUACUAUGCAAAAGAAGUGAAAAGAGUAACUAAAAAAAUAGUUAAAGAAAUCGCAUUCAAAGCCAUUUUCUUCAUGAUUUGAUUCUACAGGUUUUUGCAUAUAUUAGAGGAAAGAAUUAAAAAUAUUUUUCUAAUUUAAAAUAAUAUAUUUUCUAAAAAAAAUGUCAAUUCAGGAUUUCAAAAUAAAACCAUAAUUUUGUGAGUUUAGACAUAAAACUUUAAUGAAAUACUAUGAAAUCAUAUAAAAUACAACUAUAAUCAUUAUAAAUGAUAUAUUUUAUAUUGUUAUAAGAAAAACUGGAUAGAUAACUAACAGAAGAAAGUACAGAUAAAUUUAACAUAACUGAUUCGGUUUAUAUACGUUAAAACAGAGAAACAACAAAAAAAAAAUAAAACAAACUGUUAAAAUAGUCAUCAUUAACUUUCUAUAUAAAUUACCAAGAGAUUACCAAAAAAUCAUCAUUUCACGAUCAACGAUCAAAAUCAGACUAAAUUAUAUUAGAAUUUCAUAUUUGUUCUAAUAAUAUACAUUAUGACGACUCAAACUUUUAAAAAAUCAUGCAUUAUUUUCAUGAUUGUAGCUAUAUAUACAGUGAUGUUUUCGGCGCAAAAUUGUCUUUCAACCAAUGUUGAAAAAUGUGUCAAACACUGCAUCCCAAAUCAGUGCAUGAAAGUAGCCAAAAAACCAGAUAUGUCUAUUUGUGAAGAAGCUUGCAAAAAGUUUUGCAACAAACAUGUAACAAGUCAUGAAGCAUAUGCUGUUCCUAUAACCGAUGGUGGUUUCUUUUGCACCCAUAUUUGGAAUUGUCUUUCGUAA
Brassica napus (rape) is the source of this 5584-nucleotide messenger RNA. RefSeq lists its product as uncharacterized. Bases 5300 to 5584 code for a protein of 94 amino acids. The record is from RefSeq and is a predicted model, not a curated record. NCBI's taxonomy places the organism in Eukaryota, Viridiplantae, Streptophyta, Magnoliopsida, Brassicales, Brassicaceae. The transcript has a single exon.